Gasterosteus aculeatus aculeatus (three-spined stickleback) is the source of this 3456-nucleotide messenger RNA. RefSeq names its product RAB5A, member RAS oncogene family, a (gene rab5aa). NCBI's taxonomy places the organism in Eukaryota, Metazoa, Chordata, Actinopteri, Perciformes, Gasterosteidae. The record is from RefSeq and is a predicted model, not a curated record. Gene Ontology annotation, molecular function: GTP binding; GTPase activity.
ACCAGCUAACGCUCAUCGGGCACUAGCGGCUAGCUAGCACCGUCGCUAGCUGCCUCGAGCUAACGUUAACGUCGGGGGGUGUUUGCUUAGCUACGGGAAUGCAGAGAUGCAGGCAUCUUGUCACGUCUCGCAGAGUUCAGUUGUUGCUCUUUUGUGUCGACGUAGUGUCAUUCGCAAGGCGCCGGGGAGUUUUAGUGACAGCUAGCGGCUAACGCCAAAUUGGAAUCGGGUAACGUUAAGUGGGAGGAAUGCUAACAGUGCUAGCAAGCUAACGCUGGUGUUUAUUAAAUUGAGGGUUGUCAACUUCCCAUUAAAGGACUUCAGCGAACCAGCCCGACAGUUCAAUUUAAUAACUUUUUUGGCGGAUCUGCGUCGGCUGGCUUGUUAACCCAUCGGUUAACAAUAAUGUUGUUAAUCAUUGGUUUCGUGCACAUUUGUUAGCUGAGCCUGAUUCGUUUUGUGUGCUCAUCGGAAGGGGUUGUGGGGGCUUACGUCAACGUUACUGUCCAGUCACUAAAAAGACCCGUUUGGCUAAACGCUGAGCAGCUGGCUACACAACUGAGAUCAGAACCGAUCAUUAGCGGUCUCCAGCCGACAACACAGAAGUCCUCAUAGUGAGGUUUGGCACACAGCGACAGGGAUCGGACGAGGUCAUGGCCAAUCGGGGAGGAGCUACGAGACCCAAUGGACCCAACGCAGGGAACAAGAUCUGUCAGUUUAAGCUGGUGCUCUUGGGGGAGUCAGCUGUUGGAAAGUCCAGCUUAGUUCUCCGCUUCGUCAAGGGUCAGUUCCAUGAAUUCCAGGAGAGCACAAUAGGGGCUGCCUUUCUCACCCAGACAGUGUGUUUAGACGACACAACAGUGAAGUUUGAAAUCUGGGACACUGCCGGUCAGGAGCGUUACCACAGUUUGGCCCCCAUGUAUUACCGAGGAGCCCAGGCGGCCAUCGUGGUCUACGACAUCACAAACGAGGAGUCUUUUGCGCGAGCAAAGACCUGGGUGAAGGAGCUGCAGAGACAAGCUAGCCCUACUAUAGUCAUCGCUUUGUCAGGCAACAAGGCUGACCUAGCCAGCAAGAGAGCUGUGGACUUCCAGGAUGCCCAGUCCUACGCAGAUGACAACAGCUUACUCUUCAUGGAGACAUCGGCAAAGACAUCGAUGAACGUGAAUGAGAUAUUUAUGGCCAUUGCAAAGAGAUUGCCGAAGAGCGAGCCGCAGGCCGUGGGACCCAACAGCGGGCGGAACCGGGGGGUGGACCUGACGGAGGCCGCCCAGCCGGCCAAGGCGCCGUGCUGCAGUAACUGACGUGGAGAACGGCGUCCUUCCAACCAGCCUGUAGAGCAGUAACUAAUGCGGAAAAUGCCCCGAAUGCCACCGCAGUAACGCAAUGUGUUUGUACUCCUGUCUUCAAUUCCCCGAUGUGCGAAACGAUGCCCCCCGCCCUGUCCUUUCUGAUAUUACAUAUAUCAAUCAUUAUUGAUGGAUUAAUGUCAACAAAUAGCGACAUUAGUGUUCUUGGCAUUUCAUUCCUUUUCAGCUUGUAGAUAUAAUUUAGAGGAUUUUCUUUUUAAGACUUUACAACAGUAUUUCUAAUACCAGUUAUCUGUCUUCUGUUCAAUUUUUGAGGAUUUUCUUAUUUGUUGCAAUAUUUUUUUCAAUCUUAUGGAUUCACAAACCUAUAUACUUACACGGCCCAAGAUAGAAAAACUCCAAACCUUUUGUCUGCAGUAGCGCCGAAAUGUCUGUUAGCGAAGGAUAAGGAAACUCUUAUGAAUCUAAUAAAAACAAAAAGGCAGAGAUAGAAAGACACAAACCUCUAAGGGCCAAACCCCUCUGUUGUUUGGACCCUUUUACCUUAAGUUUAAAAACUGUUUGUGGAGGGUAGUCCCUUUUAGAUCAUCCUGCCUGGCCAUGCCCUUUCCCCCACUAAACCCAAAGUAGCACUAGUGAACAUUAAGGGUCCAUUCUGGAGCCAUGCCUGCUUCUAGCUGUCCCGAGUGGCAUUGUGCAAUGUUUCACAGUAUUAAAUCUGUGACUAUACUGUCUGCGAGGACCAAUGCAGCGCAGCAAAAAAAAAAACGGCUCCCGUCAAAACGAGGCACGUGUGGCCUCUGGGGGCCACGUCGGUGUCACCACCCUCCCACCUCCUGAUGCUGCAUCCCUUCACUCGUCUUGUGCAGGCCGUCCAUGCGUUUAAACCUUGGUUUCUGUCUUCGGAGGAUUUUCUGUGUGAAUAUGACCUUUUCCAUUGUGUUUAAUAUUGCUGGGUUUGCACCUGGUAAAAGAAGCGAAGACGAGGGUAGUGAGUUGGGAGUUGCAAUAUGUAAGGCUGCUUCAUAAUCACCUCUGAAUCAAAAUGAUUUGCCAUCUUCUCUUGUUUAGGAAGUGCUUUCGACACAGUCGUGUGUCAGUCUGUACAGCCGGCGCUGGCUGGCUGAUGACAGAUUUCAUUAAUAGACUCACUUACACAUGUCCAUUUAAGUGUGUGUGUUUGAUCACACAUUUGCACCCGAACAGACACAUUACAUUGACUUCUUCUAAUUGUAUAUAAACACACACAGUCUGUUACAACUCUUAAGGUUGAGAGUACACUUUAUUUCCCUUUCCCACUCACCUCACUUUAAUGUUACACCUCCAACACACACACACACACACAUAGAUGUGCAUACAUGCAUACAUGUGAUCACUGUUUUUGCAGGUCUUUCUCAUGCCUUGUACUAAUGAUGCUCAUGAAUAUAUCUUGUCAUAAUUACAGCCAGUGUGAUAUAUAUAAAUAUAUAUAUAAAUAAUAUACUGUAAAUAUGUUGUUGCAGUUUAGUCUACCUUUUUUCAAUUUACCAGUGACAGGACUAAUGCUCUCUAUAGGCGGUUGUCUACUCGUUAAAAAAACUGUACAGUUAGCAGGGGAAAAAAUGUUUUUUCACACAAGCGGUUAAAUUAGAAUCAGUGGUGUUCUUUUAGAUGUUUGUAUUGUUAUUAACAAAAAAUGAAAUUGCAUUUAUUUAGUCAUCUGUCUUGUAUCUUUUUCUCAAAAGAAAAAAAAAAAGAAUAUCCAAACAUUUUGGUUUCUAUUUUUUUAACAUGAUUUCCUUCUUGCACUUCAUAAUGAUUUUUCUUGUCGUAUCAGGCUACUCGUCCAGCACUGCUUCCUGUUAUCAGAGAUCUUCCUGAAAGUGGUAAAAAGCUCCAGACGAGUCGGACACAAUACGAAACAGAUUGAUUAACCACACGGCUGCCCCUCCAUAACAAUUCAGUAACCUUGUGACGAUAUUGUCGGGGCAGUGUAACAAUUUAUCAGAUGGCACAAUGGUGGUUCAUGAAUAAAUUAAUUAACAAAUUCUAAGGAUGUAAAUUGUAUGUUUUUUUUGCCGUGAACUAAACAUUUAAACGCAAGCAUUUUACAGUUCUGGUAUGUAAUGACCAAAUACUGAAAUAAAUCUGACCAUUUCUUACUGUA